AUGGCACCAAUAUUACCAAUUCCUGAUUUUCAAGAUGCUGCCCAAAAUACUUUAAGAGAUGAAAUUUUUGAAAUUAUUGAGAAAACUAAAAUUAAAUAUGAUCAAAAUAUAAUUGGUAUGGUUUCAUUUGUUCCAAUCUUUUUUGAUUGGGGUUCAAUUGUACAAUAUAAAACAAGUGACAGAACUAGUGUUUUAAGAAGUAUUAAAACCAAUAUUACAAAUAUCUUAAAACAAGUUGAUUCCUCAUUAGAAAAGAUGGAUGCAAUUAAUAAACCAAAUAUUCAUUUGUUUUUAACUAGAAUUGUUAUUCAAAAUGUACCAGGUAAAUCAGGAACAUCAAAAAAAUCAACUUUUUAUCCAGAUGGUACUUUGGAGAUUCAAACAGUUUUUGAAGAUUCCCUUAAUUGCCAAUAUUAUUUAGAAAAGAAAAUUGUUACAGGUUUAAAUGAAUUCCGUCCACAACAAGGCGCACCAAUUCCAGAAAAAGUAGCUUCCCUUGAAGCACAACCAACAGUUGCAGCAGCUCCAGCAGUUGCAGCAGCUCCACAACCAUUGGCAACACCAGCAUCUUACCAACCAGCACCAGUUUCUCCAGUCAUAUCACCAGCAGUUGCAUCAACACCGGCAAUGGCUAUUCCAACAGCUCCAUCAGCUGCCUUUAUUGAUCUUUCAAUCCCUACUUAUGCAAAUGGUGCAUGGGAAGGUCUUAAGCAUGAAAUUGUUGCAGCCUGCAAACCAAUGAAAGUUGACAAUUCGAUUUUACCAGGUCCACCAUUCGAUUUACAAGUUAGUGUUGACUGGUCAAGCAUUUCAGCUUCAGGUCAAGAUUAUUCAGCUGUAUUAAGAUCAAUGAAAACCAAUAUUCCAAACAUUUGUAAACAAAUUUUACCAGGUAUUCAAAAAUUAGAAGAAUUUAGAAAACCAAUGAUUGCAGAUUUUAUGGUUUCAGUUGUUUUCCAAAAUGUUCAAGGUAAAGCUUCCACAUCAAAAAAAGCAUUCCUUUCAGCUGAAGGUUCUUUAGUCAUCCAAGUCCCAUUCGAAGAUGCACUCAAUUGCUCAUAUUACUUUGAAAAGAAAAUUACAUCUGGUUUACAAGAGUUUGCCCCACCAUCAAGUGCUGCCCCACCAGCUAAAAUAGUCUCACCAGUUGCUGAGGUUCCACAAGCUGUAGCUCAACAACCAGCAGUAGCUCAACAACCACAACAACCAACUUAUUCAAUUCCUGCAUCAUACCAAGCCAAACCAGCACCAGUUCAAGCCUAUGUUCCACAUUAUGCUUCACAACCAGUUGUUGCUCCACCAGUUGCAGUUGCCCCACCACAACCAGUUGUUGUUGCACCAAUUGUAAGAGAACCACCAAAACCAAAAGGUAGACAAGAAAUGGAAUUUAAGCCACAACUUGAAGAAUUUAAUGCCCAAUUUUAUUUACGUGAAGUUGAUUAUUUCCUCACUCAAAUUAAAGUUGUAGACGAAAAGGAUCAAGAAUUUGGUGUUCCAAUUUAUGUUGAUUGGGCCUCAAUUAUGGUUUACCCAUCACCAGUCAAACAAAAUACAAUUAUUAGAAAUUUAAAUCUUGCUUUAUAUCGUUUGUUACGUGAUGUUACAAUUGCAAUUAAAAUGGCAUGCACCGAUUUCGCCAACAGAAAUAACAUUGUUGAGUAUCUUCGUUCAGUCACAAUUCAACAUGUCCAAGGUACCUCAUCAUCAUUAAAGAAGGUCCUCUACGAAGAUGGUCAUUUAACAGUUCAAACUAUAUUUGAAGAUUUUGGUAAUUGUGGUUUAUAUUUGGAUUCAAAAGUAAUUCAAGCUCUUCAAUCACGUCCAUCAGUUCCAACUCCAAAGAAACCAGAGCCAGUUAUUAUUGUUAAAGAGGAAGUUGAUAUCCGUCUUAAUGCCCACAAGAGCGCUAAAAAUAAGGAUGGUAUGGUUUUCACACCAUCAUGUGGUACCUCCAUUAAUUGGGCUACCUUUGCAGUAAAAUUUUAUGAAGGUCAAAAUAUUGAAAACAAUGUUAUUUCAUUAACAAAUCAAAUUUUAACAGAUUUCUUCCAAGCAAUUCUAUCAUUCUCACCAAAUGAAAUCGAAAUUUUAUUAAAAGAAAUAACCCAAGUAAAUUUCGCACAAGCUGUUCCAGGUAAAACCAUUUUCGAUAAAAGAAGUGUUGCAAUGCUUGACAAUGGUGUUUUAAAUAUCAUCACCACUUUUGAAGAUCGUAGUGAGGGUUGUAAAACAUUCAAAGAGAAGUUUACAAACUGUAUUACUGCUCGUCUUCAUAAAGUUACUAUUCGUGAUCAAUUAUUACCAGCCCUUAAAGAAAUGAUCGAUACAGCUGUUAAAGUUAACUAUAAACCAAACUAUUUGGAUAACAUCCCAGUCACACCAUUCGAAGACUAUUCAAGCUCAGUCAUUUUCGAUUGGCAAUUAGUCGAUAAAGAGCCACUCGAAAACCAAGUCGUAAUGUAUGGCUCCAUUGUAAAGAAUUUGGCACUUGCAGCCACUUUCCCAAGAGUUCUCAACAACUCAAUUCGUGAUAUUUGCUCCUAUGAUGUCGGUAAGAAUGCAUUCCUCGAAUGUAAUCAAUUCAUUCUUCGUAAUAUCAUUAGACACAAAGAAGAAGUUAUUAAAAACACUACUCCAAGCACUUGGGAAUUCUUUAUCACUUACCACGAUGCCGCCAAUUAUCACUUUAAUCAAACUGGUUUAAUUACUCAAUUUAAAGAAACACUUGGUGUUGCAUUCCCAUGUGCUAUUCAAGACACAUUCCCAUACAUCGAAGAUUUUGUCGAAAAGCUUGCUUCUGCUACAGGUAAAAAUGUUCCAGUUGUUGUCAACUAUGAUAGUUGGAGAAAUGUUCCAUCUUUUAGAGAUGAUUCAACCUCAUAUAAAUGCAUUCAUGAGGUUGCAGUUAAAAUUACUACUAGAGGUUUAGACUGUGUUUUGGAAUUAUGCAAAGACCCAAUCGUCAAGGCUGAAUACACCAAAAAAGUUAACAAAAUUAUUAUCAAUUGCGACCCAGAAAAUCGUGUUGUUCCAUCACGUUCAAAAGACCCAGUUGCUUUAGGAAAACUCUCAAAUGGUGAAUUAUCAUUUACAAUUAACUUUAGAGAUGCUAAAAUGAAUAAAACCACUCCAUGGAACUACCAAUUCGAACUUAUGCUCCAAACUCGUCCACUUAAAAUUCAAAGAGCUAUCGAAAAAGCCAAAGGCUCAUUAGAGGAUGUCACUAAAUCAUUUAGUGCCCUCAUCGGUAAACAAGUUCCAGUCGUUGUAGAUUAUGAAGGUUUUAUUAAUAACGAUUGCUUCAUUGUCGAUUUAGAGGAAGAUAUUUACACCAAGGUUAUUGCAUCAUUUGCUCACCUUCUUCAAAAAGGCUGGAUCGAUAGUACACCAAGUUCAGAGUUAUUAAGUUAUGAAACUAUCAAGAAAUCUAUUCAAGCUCAAAUGACCACACUUAAAUUUGUUAUUAACAGUGAAUCAAGACAAAAAGAAAACUAUGAAUUUGGCUUUAAUGGCACAGAAUUUGUUGUAGGUCUCAAUUUAUCUAGUGCAUGUAAAGUAGAAACCAAAGAGUGGAGAUUAGAUAUUGAAAGAUUAUUCAAACUUAGAGAUCUUAGAAUUCGUGAGGAGAUUGCCAAGAGAAUCGAUUAUACACCAGGUAAAAAUGCUAUUGCAGCUACUGUUGGUAAAGCAGUUGAAGUUGUUGUAGAUUUCGAAUCGAUCAUCAGUCACCCAGAUUUCAGUUGUAAUAUCAUUAACUAUUGCGAAUAUCUUCAUGUCUUUUCUGAACAAGUUUCAAUGGAAUUAUCAAAGAACUACGCAUUUGGUAGAGUUGUUGAAUACAGUGAAGUUAAAUCACAUGUACAAAGUAACUUAUCAAAGAUUGUUAUUGUCGCAGGUUCAGUUCCACAAGGUGUAGAUAUCACAUAUGACAAAUCUAGCAAAACCAUUAAAGUUAUUGUUGGUAUUAAAGUUUUACUCAGUAAAAUUAAAGAAAAUGCCGGCAAUUACGAAACUAUCGGUAGAAAGAUUGAAAAUGCUAUGGAUCUUCGUCUCAUGAUCGUUAAAGGAUAUAUCUCUCGUAACGAACCACAACACUUCCAAGAAGCCAAGAGUCGUCUUAAAGAAGCUGUCGAAUUGGAUGUUCAUAUCUCAAUUGAUUGGUCAAAGAUUAUCGAGCACGGUAGUUUCCUUGCUGUUGUUGAAUAUUUCCCAGUUCUCAAACAUAUCAUUUCACUUUAUACCCAAAUUCACCCACUUGUCAAAUUAUGUCGUGAAAACUUUGCCGCCAAAGAUGCACUUAAAGAUGUUCGUACCUAUACUAUUGUUGUAGAUGGUAAUAGUCGUGUUAACGAAAGUGAAUUCGAUCGUAAUAAAUUUGGUGUCGAUUGGGCUAAAGCUUCAUGGAUGAACCCACCAUCACGUGACCAUAUUCUUAUUGUAGUCAAUCUUGGUCCAAUCAUUAAUAAUGCUCCACACGAUCUCGAAGUUGAAGAUAAAAUCGAAUUUUUGGUUACCCCAGAUAAAGCUCUCGAACGUUAUAAUAGAAAGGUUGAUUUAGCUCAAAGACAACAAGAUCGUUGGGAAGCCGAACGUCGUCACGAAGAACAAAUGUACAUGGAUCGUCGUCUUGCCUCUGCAGCAGAUGAAAGAAAUAGAGAAUUAGAAAGACUCAAUCGUAACCUUACAAGAAGAUGGUAA
Molecule: messenger RNA, 4698 nt
Organism: Dictyostelium purpureum
Lineage: Eukaryota; Evosea; Eumycetozoa; Dictyosteliales; Dictyosteliaceae
Exons: 3
Coding region: 1-4698 (1565 amino acids)
Source: RefSeq, a predicted model, not a curated record